Molecule: messenger RNA, 1504 nt
Organism: Branchiostoma belcheri (Belcher's lancelet)
Lineage: Eukaryota; Metazoa; Chordata; Leptocardii; Amphioxiformes; Branchiostomatidae
Product: A disintegrin and metalloproteinase with thrombospondin motifs 10-like
Exons: 10
Coding region: 269-1504 (411 amino acids)
Biological process (GO): proteolysis
Molecular function (GO): metalloendopeptidase activity
Source: RefSeq, a predicted model, not a curated record
AAAUUAUUCUUUUUGGUCACCAAAGGUCAGAGUAGACCGUGCCUGCGUAUCGCUUCUCGAUAUAGCCUGGCUGUACUCUAUAUAAACGCGCAGACACUACAGCCGUGGUCACACUAGUACGUGUUAUGUGCACCGACUCCCCGUCCGCUGUCGGGUUGGGUUAGAACCGAGGACUUUGCUCGCGACAAUCACUGAGAGUUCAAGUGUCCCUACCGGAGUUACUAGCGCGGCUUGACGGCUGAGGGCGCAGGCAGUCCCGACGACAAGCAUGAGGCACGCGGCACGAAUCUUGGUCUUCUUCGCCUCUCUGGUGUGGACGGCGGGCCCGUCAUGCACGAUGAGAGUAUCCCCAAGAAUACACCAACACAUGACGAGAGACGAGAUGAAGUUGCACUUAGGAACGGAUGACCUACUUGGAAUUCCGGAAUACGACGUCUUUGUUCCACAAGAAGUUGACCUGAUGAAAUCGGACUUGGCCAGUUCUGCCGGAUGCCUCCAUGACCGAGGCUGUGGAGACGGCGACAGACGGUUCUACUCCGUCCAGCUCUUCGGCACGAAACAUCUGCUGAACCUCACCAGAGACAUGUCUGUGGCGGCGGCCGGCCUCCGGGUCGUGGGGAAGAACGGGGAGGUCGCUCCUCGGACGUCCCUGGAUUGUUUUUUCACGGGGGAAGUGAAAGACUUGCCGGGCAGCAGCGUCGCGCUCAGCACUUGCGAUGGCCUGCAUGGCGUGGUGGUGGCUUCGGGGGAGGAUUUCGUCAUCACACCGCUGUCUGCGGGCUUGUCGCACCGCUCCAGGCACCCGAGGUCGCUGGACGGACAGGCGGGCAGACCUCACAUCGUCUACAGGAGAAGCUCUCAGACGCUGGACGACGUCUCGGCUUUGUCGGAACACGGUCUUCUAAAAGAUGCGGCGGCGAAGCCCCUGCACCCCCGUCGUACCAAGCGGGGCGCGGCUCGCUCGAACUCGAGGAACCGUCUGUCCGCCUCCCGGAGGCUCACCAUCGAACUGGCUCUGUUCGUGGACAGGAACGCCUGGGACAAGGUGGAGAGCCUGCACGAGGGAAGCGCCGAGGAGAGGUUCCAGUGGGCGACGACGUACUACCUCUCCGUUAUCAACACGGUGCAGCUGCUGUACAACAGAGGGUCCCUCGGACAUCGCGUCCAGCUCGCUGUUUUACGACUCCGGAUAAUUGAGGGCAAUGAGUUUGCAACAGACAACAAUGACACUGAGAAGACCUUGCACAACUUCUGCAAGUGGCAGCACACCCAGAACCACGGCUACAACAACAUCAUGUACGAUCUUCCCGACGACCACCCUGAGCACUGGGACCAUGCCGUCUUCAUCACAGGUAUGGAGAUGUGCCGACCAGGCCAGUCAUGUGCAAUUGCAGGUAUGGCACCUGUGUCAGGGAUGUGCUCAGAAGACAGGAGCUGCUCACUGAAUGAAGACAGCGGGCUGGGAAGUGCUUUCCUACUGGGGCACGAGAUUGGGCACAAGUAA